This is a messenger RNA of Saccostrea cuccullata (small rock oyster), 882 nucleotides long. RefSeq names its product complement C1q subcomponent subunit B-like. Gene Ontology annotation, molecular function: protein binding. The record is from RefSeq and is a predicted model, not a curated record. The transcript is spliced from 3 exons. Bases 122 to 802 code for a protein of 226 amino acids. NCBI's taxonomy places the organism in Eukaryota, Metazoa, Mollusca, Bivalvia, Ostreida, Ostreidae.
AGAUGUAUUCAAUUAAAAUGUAAUUCAAACUUGUAACUGAAAUCCUACAGCUUGUCACAGGUGUAAAACUCUCAGCCCAAGGAAAAAAGAAUUUUGUCAUUAUACUGUGUUAGAGGUAGGAAUGAUGACAGGUUUUAAGACUCACAAAUCUGACAUGCAUUUUUCUUUCUUUUUCGUAAUUUCUACCUUGAGCUUAUGUGUGCAAUCAUAUCAAGGACUAAGGAUAAAAUCACUGGAAGAGCGAAUCUUACACCUGGAGAAAAUGAUCCAACAGAAUUGUGCUUGUGAAAAGGAAAGAAAAAUUACUCAUGGAAAAGUAUUAAUGGGCGAAACAUUGAUUAAAGCAAACCUUAAUAAAAGGGUAAAAAGGACUACAGGUCUCCAACAAAUAAAACGAAAUUCUUAUAUGUGUGCGUUUUCCAGUAUUUUAAGCAAGGAUUUACCAAAUACUGGACGCACUCAAACUAUCGUUUUUGACCAUGUGAUCACAAAUACAGGCAACGCUUACAACAGACACACUGGCAUCUUUCAUGCACCCUCCAACGGAAUCUUCGCUUUUUCUUGGACAAUGAACAGUGAGAAAAUAAACGGACACUUUGAGUUGAUGCAUAACUCAAAAAUCAUAACAGCCAUCAGCACUGAAUUAACAAAUCUUGAAAUAGGGACUACCUCCGCGACAAUGGUUUUACAACUGAAAAGGAACGACGUAGUGUUUAUUCGGACUGACCAUAUUUAUGGAAAGACAAAUAUUGUCAGCAAUGUUCUUAUGCGAUCAAGCUUUUCUGGUUGGCAAAUCUUUUGACUUUUUAUAAACAGUUUCAAAAAACAGAUUAGCUGUUGAAAAUUUCUUUUAAAAUAUAAAAAUCACAUUUAUCAGAUAUA